This is a messenger RNA of Neopsephotus bourkii (Bourke's parrot), 4099 nucleotides long. It is a transcript of the gene PRKCB, whose product is annotated as protein kinase C beta. The transcript has 17 exons. Bases 61 to 2073 code for a protein of 670 amino acids. The record is from RefSeq and is a predicted model, not a curated record. Gene Ontology annotation, biological process: protein phosphorylation. Lineage: Eukaryota; Metazoa; Chordata; Aves; Psittaciformes; Psittacidae. Gene Ontology annotation, molecular function: zinc ion binding; diacylglycerol-dependent serine/threonine kinase activity; ATP binding.
CGGGCAGAGCCGAACCGAAGCGAGCGGAGCGGAGCCGGCGGCCGGCAGCCCUCGCAGAGCAUGGCCGAGCCGCCGGCAGCGCCGGGCCCGGAGGGCGAGGAGGGCCCGGUGCGGUUCGCCCGCAAAGGCGCCCUGCGGCAGAAGAACGUGCACGAGGUGAAGAACCACAAGUUCACGGCGCGGUUCUUCAAGCAGCCCACCUUCUGCAGCCACUGCACCGACUUCAUCUGGGGCUUCGGCAAGCAGGGCUUCCAGUGCCAAGUUUGCUGCUUCGUUGUGCACAAGCGGUGCCAUGAGUUCGUCACCUUCUCCUGCCCUGGUGCUGAUAAAGGCCCUGCCUCGGAUGAUCCCCGGAGCAAACACAAGUUUAAAAUCCACACGUACUCCAGCCCCACCUUCUGUGACCACUGCGGGUCGUUGCUCUAUGGGCUCAUUCACCAGGGGAUGAAAUGUGACACCUGCAUGAUGAACGUGCACAAGCGCUGCGUGAUGAACGUGCCCAGCCUGUGCGGGACGGACCACACCGAGCGCCGCGGCCGCAUCUACAUCAGGGCUGACAUCGAGAAGGACGUGCUCACUGUUGUAGUACGAGAUGCUAAAAACCUAGUUCCUAUGGACCCUAAUGGCUUGUCAGAUCCCUACGUGAAGCUUAAACUAAUCCCUGACCCCAAAAACGAAAGCAAACAGAAGACCAAAACUAUCAAGUGCUCCCUGAACCCUGAGUGGAACGAGACAUUUAAAUUCCAACUGAAAGAGGCGGACAAAGACAGGCGGUUGUCUGUGGAGAUUUGGGACUGGGAUCUGACCAGCAGGAAUGAUUUCAUGGGCUCCUUGUCCUUCGGGAUUUCUGAGCUGCAGAAGUCGGGAGUCGAUGGAUGGUUUAAGCUGCUGAGCCAGGAGGAGGGCGAGUAUUUCAAUGUCCCGGUGCCUCCGGAGGGAGAAGAAGGAAACGAGGAGCUGAGGCAGAAGUUUGAGAGAGCCAAGAUUGGAACAGGGUCCAAGGCUGCAGAUGAGAAGACAAGAAAUGCCAUCUCCAAAUUCGACAACAACGGGAGCAGGGAUCGCAUGAAACUGUCGGAUUUCAACUUCCUGAUGGUGCUGGGCAAAGGGAGCUUUGGGAAGGUGAUGCUGGCAGAGAGGAAGGGCACGGAUGAGCUCUAUGCUGUUAAGAUCUUGAAGAAGGAUGUUGUAAUCCAGGACGAUGAUGUAGAGUGCACCAUGGUUGAAAAGCGAGUCCUGGCUCUCUCUGGGAAGCCUCCAUUCCUGACCCAGCUCCACUCCUGCUUUCAGACCAUGGAUCGCUUGUAUUUUGUGAUGGAAUAUGUGAAUGGUGGGGACUUAAUGUACCAGAUCCAGCAGGUUGGGAGGUUUAAAGAGCCACAUGCUGUAUUCUACGCAGCAGAAAUAGCCAUCGGCCUCUUCUUCCUGCAGAGCAAAGGCAUCAUUUACCGGGACCUAAAGCUGGACAACGUGAUGCUGGAUAGCGAGGGGCACAUAAAGAUCGCAGACUUCGGCAUGUGCAAGGAGAACAUCUGGGACGGGGUGACCACCAAGACCUUCUGCGGCACUCCAGACUACAUUGCACCUGAGAUAAUUGCUUAUCAGCCCUAUGGGAAGUCUGUGGAUUGGUGGGCAUUUGGAGUCCUGCUCUAUGAGAUGUUAGCCGGCCAGGCUCCCUUUGAGGGGGAAGAUGAAGACGAGCUCUUCCAGUCCAUCAUGGAGCACAACGUCGCCUACCCCAAGUCCAUGUCCAAGGAGGCUGUGGCGAUCUGCAAAGGGCUGAUGACCAAGCACCCUGCCAAGCGCCUGGGAUGCGGCCCUGAAGGGGAGCGGGACAUCAAGGAGCACGCGUUCUUCCGCUACAUCGACUGGGACAAACUGGAGCGGAAGGAGAUCCAGCCUCCCUUCAAGCCAAAGGCUAAGGACAAACGCGACACGUCCAACUUCGACAAGGAGUUCACCCGGCAGCCGGUGGAGCUCACACCCACGGACAAACUCUUCAUCAUGAACUUGGACCAGAACGAGUUUGCUGGAUUCUCCUACACCAACCCCGAGUUUGUCAUUAACGUGUAGUCGCGGCGCGGCCGCCCGCCUGCCCUCUCCUCGCAGUCCCCAGCUCCAGCCCGCCUUGUACAUACCGACAUAGUCUUCCGGGAUUAGCAGUGCAGACAUACACACCCUCAUGCGAAACACGCCGAUCGCUUGGUUUAGGAGGCCUUUCUAUGUCUGUGUCACUUGCUAGCUUGGUUUCCUUAGCUGGAGAUGUUUGGGGUUCGAGUUACCAGUCAGUAAUACUUCUAGGAGCUAUAGUUGGUGGUGACUAAUAGAGUUUUUAAACAGAAAUAUACCAAAUUGCUACAGUCUUUGUAACCUUUGAAGCGGGCUGCUGAGAUUCCAGUGACCCUAGCUACUCACAAAUCGUUUCUGUUGAAUGCUGAGCAUGGUUGAUAUCUUAAACCGUUGUGCUGAAGCUUGCGAUGACUGUGAGCUUGUCUUAGAGGAGCCUUUUGUUCAAGACAUGGAUACAUUUGAUCAGUGUGGAGAAGUCUGCUUAUAGACAUAUAUUUUUAAACGCGUUGUACAUACCGAAGCCGUCUUCCUCCCUCGCCUCCCGCCAGCCUGCGCUCGCCAUACGGCCUUCCCUUCACUCAGGCAUUACGGCUCCCAGCCAGUUCCAUGCCAGCUCUUGUAAACCAGAGCAAACCCUUUUUCUAAGCGAAAGGUGGGAUGGUUUUUUCUAACAUCUGGAGCAGUUUGCAGUUUUGAUACGCUCUGUCAGCGCGCUCAUAAAGCCUUCUCCUGGUUUUUUUCACAAGCGCUGUCGAGAUUUCACAGCUCUGUAAUUAGGGUAUUAAUAUUCUACCAAAACAGAACACAUUUGUAUCCUCGGUUUACAAUUUACCAACUGAAAACAAGCCUGCUUCAAAAGGGCUGCGCUGAGGGCUAUUUCUAACGGUAACUUUUCUACUUUACACCCUCUGCUGUUCUCAAGGCUCAAACAAGCCUCUUGAGUUACCUGAUUUCAGCCAAAAUUCCUGGGGUUGCUAUUGAGAAAUCCAGGAAUUUCUGCAUCAUUUUAAACCCAAUCUGAAUCAGAAGAGACAAUUCCAGCAGCUGUUUGUAAGGCAGAGCUGUGCUGUGUGUGCAAGCAGGGGCAGGAAGGGUAGGGACAAGCAGGAGCUGCCCAUCAGAGGGUAAGCCCUGAGUGCAAGGAGCAUCCUUUGAGUGCUGGCUGUUACCCCCCUCUUAUUACACACCAGUUCAGUUGGUUCCCCAAACACCCCACCCCUGUAUAUAUAUAUUUGAACCACUACUGGUUCUAAUGUAAAUACACAUCACUCCAUGCCUAUAGGGGAAGAUGGGGGUGGAAUUCUAUGAAUCACGAGGAAUCCUAUAAAGGAAAAUCUGGUUUGUAGAUCUUUUAUAAGCACCAAACUACUUCUGUGAUUAUUUUCUUUUAAUGAUUCAAUGAGGUAAAAAAGGCUGCUAGAAUCUCAGGCCAACAUCCCUCCUUGCAGGGAGCGGCCAGGUCCGAGCCCUGUUACUAAACACAGCGCCCCGUGGGUGCUGGGGAUGUGAGCCGGGAGCCCACGGCCUCAGGCGCUGUCCUGGGCUGGAGGAACCAAACCAAACCCCAUUAAAACUGCAAAUUGUGCCAGAUUGACAGGCGGGUUUAUGAGAUGCUCUGCCCCAGAUGCAGCCUCACGUGGGCUGGUUUCUGGUGAGGGCUCUCGUAGCACCAGCACAAGGCUCAGAAGAUGUGUCGCCAUCCUCUGCAGAGCACAGUUGAUGUUCAGAGCAUGUCUGUUGCUGUAACUAUCAAACCUGUUGCUGCAGAAUUAGUAUUCCCUCAGUGAUGAGUGUUGUUCAUUUCCGUACCUUCAGCUCCGGAGCCGCUCCCGGGGUCGGUCCAGGAGGAUGCUGCAGGGUCUCCGUGCCAAGGGAGCCGUGGGUACGCGCAGGGGCUGCAGUGGGGGGGCUACAUCUGUUCUGUUUAGGACUAUCCGUGUUCAUGUCAGGGUGGCACUUGUGCAUGGAGCAGGGGUUGUGCUGCUGGGCAGCUCCGGGGUAAGGUCUGUGCUCCAGGGAGAGCUUAGCA